UCGAGUUUAGUACACAUCUUCCUCUAAUAUAAGCCAGUUUGUUUUUUUUUACGAUCCGUACUAGACGGUGCGAAAUUCUAUUGGUAGAGCAGGCCAGUGUACGUAUAAGUACGUGCAUGUUGAUGAGCUGAUCGAGUGAUCGAUCAGUGUGGCAGUGUGGUGAGCAAUGUGAGAGGCACGUAGGUGUGGAUUGGUGUGUUGGGUUGUGGCAUGGAGCAACGGGCGGCGGCGGCGGCGCAGCAGCGGCAGGGGAGGAGGCAGAGCGCGGCGGCGUGCGGGAUCAGGCGGGCGAGGGCGGAGACGCGGCACCCGGUGUACCGCGGCGUGCGGUUCAGGGCGGGGAAGUGGGUGUCGGAGAUCCGGGAGCUCCGGAAGCCGAGCAGGAUAUGGCUCGGCACGUACGCCACCCCCGAGAUGGCCGCCGCGGCGUACGACGCCGCCGCACUGGCGCUGCGCGGGCGCGGCGCGGCGCUCAACUUCCCCGACGCCGCGCGGUCGCGCCCCGCCCCGGCGUCCGCGUCCGCCGACGACGUGCGCGCCGCGGCCACCGCCGCCGCCGCCGCGAUGGCACACCAGGAGGAGGACGACGACAGUCGGCGUCAGCUCGAGGACGGGGGCGGCGGCGGCGGCGUGGUGGACGAGGACGACGUGCUGGAGAUGCCGAGGCUGAUGGUGAGCAUGGCGGAGGGGCUGAUGAUCAGCCCACCGCCGGUGAUGCUCGGCCUGCAGGCGGACGGCGGUGGAAUAAUGGACGAGGGCGGCGGCGUGGUGAGGUUGUGGGAUCACAGCUGAGUGUUCGACCACGUACUGUGGGUAAUGGAGGAGGGUAUGUGCGCGAGUGCAACGCCAUGAUCGAUCGAUGGAUGGAUCGAGCAGAUGCAGCUGCAGGUGGUGUGGUGAGGAUCGAUCGCCCUGAGACGUGGACGUACGGAGGAAUGUGUGUCCUAACGUACUAUACGUGCGUACGUGGUGAUGCGCCUCUACGUAGACGUAGCGUGGGUGUGAUCCAAGUGGAUGAUGGUGACACAAUACACAUACAAUGUACUAUAUGGAUACUGGGACAUACAGUUACACGGACACCUUUUUCUUGCAAAAGAUACUCCUACUCUCCUAGAUUAGUCAACGGUUUGAGUUUGAGACAAGCAGGUAAUGUGAUUUUUUUUCGAUUAUAUGGCAGAAGUGCGCACACAUCACUAUAUCCGCAACACCAUACUCACAUCUCACGAAUGUGCCCUCUAACAUACGCUUUAAAGAC
Molecule: messenger RNA, 1255 nt
Organism: Oryza sativa Japonica Group (Japanese rice)
Lineage: Eukaryota; Viridiplantae; Streptophyta; Magnoliopsida; Poales; Poaceae
Product: ethylene-responsive transcription factor ERF027
Biological process (GO): regulation of DNA-templated transcription
Molecular function (GO): DNA binding; DNA-binding transcription factor activity
Source: RefSeq, a predicted model, not a curated record